ACCCGACUCAGCGAGUCCUGAUGAUAAGUAUGCGGUGGCAUAAGAAGAGUAGAAGAGGUAUUAGUUAGUAGGUCGAAGACACAAGCCGCGAACGAAAUCGAGGGAUGAUGGUGUUAAGCUUGGGAGCCCUUCGACUUUCCUGCAAUUCUUCUUCUAUUCUUCUCACAAUUCCUCAUAAUCUCACCAUUUCAUCUCUUUCCAGCAAAAGCUACAAAACACACUCACCUACUCUCCUUUUGAAUGUUAAUUCCAACAGUUUGGUCUCACAGGUUCGUAAAGAAGGCGGUCCUUUUCUUGAUCAGCAAGGAGCUCGUUUCUCCGUUUUUGCCACGAAGAAACGUAACAAAAGCACUAGCACGCUCUUGGAUAUGAGCGGUUAUGAUGAUGACGAUAUUGGGGAUGAGGAAGACGAUGAUGAGAUGUUUGUACCUUUUGCUAACAUGAAAAAGUGGCUGCAGGAUAAGCCAUCUGGGUUUGGUGAAGGCAAAGUCUAUGAUACUUCAAUUGAGGAUAAGCUGCUUGAAGAAAUGGAGCAGAGUAGAAACGCACAGCUUGCCAAUAUUAAUAAUCUUAAAAACAACCCUCCAAAUGUCAACUCCAAGAAGGAGAAGCAAGUGAGAGCACCUGAGGUUAUUUCAAGUGGAGUUCAGGUUCGUAUUGGGAACCUUCCCAAGAAGAAGAACAUCCAUAGGGAUCUGAAAGUGGCAUUUAAAGAGUUUCCUGGAAUAAUAAACAUAAGCCCAGCAGUCUCUGGAAACAAAAAGACUAGGGACCCUGUUUGCAAGGGCUUUGCGUUUAUUGACUUUGACACUGAGGAGGCCGCAAUAAGGUUUGUGAAGAUAUAUUCAAGACAAAGUUUACUUUUUGGCAAGAUUGAAAAGCAGAUAACCUGUGAGAUAACAAAUCCACGCCACUCUUCCUAUGCCCAUUUUGAGCAGUCAAUAGAGGAAAACUACAUGCCUACAUCUGAACAAACUUACCCCAGCAUCAAAGAAGAUCUAGAUUCAGAUUCUGAUAUAAUUACAGUGAAUUCGUGGGAAGACCCCUCUGGUGAGUAUAAUGAUUUAGAGGAUCAGAUUAUAUCAGCAGACUGGGAAGAGACUGGUGAGAAUGUUGAAUUUGCCAACAUGUGUGAGCCAAGUGAAGAUGAAAGCAUGCGACCAGGAUCUACAACUAAUUUAUUAUCCUCAAAGCGACAAAAAAAGGCCCAGAAAGUCCAUAAGAAACAAUCUGUCAAAAGAAAUUCAGCCAAGCCUCCAAAAUUGAAUGUUCCAGGUUCUGCGAAAAGACUGAAGGUUAGGGAAAAAGCUGUCCUAACAGGUGUGUUCUCCAAGUAUGGAGGAAAUCCUUCACUGACCUCACAAGAAGAGAGGUAAUUCGGUAUAGUAGUGUAGAUCAUUUUCACAACUGUUGAGAUUGAAGACCAAUCCAAGGUUCCCAGGCAGCAGAUUUGUUAAAAUUGAGGAAAGUGUUUGAAGUUGUGUAGCUGAUAUUGUUUUAUGAGAGCUAGGUACUUGGGGGAGGGGAUGGAAAGAAUAAUUUCCACUUUCCACAUGUUAACCACCACCAAAUUCAAAUGAGAUUCUUGGUGCAAAUGAGUUUUGGCUUUUUGGCUCUUAAGCUGAUUCAAUAUGUAAAAAGAAGGCCAUUGUAGAUGAAUUGUUUUAGCUUUAAGCAAAAUUAAAUGAUUCGUUUACAUUUUGUUAAGAUACAAGUAUAUGACUGUAAAAUGGAACCAUUUCAUUCUGGUUCUGCACGACAAUCAUUGUCACAGGUACACCAAUUCCUGAUUGUUAAA
Molecule: messenger RNA, 1798 nt
Organism: Nelumbo nucifera (sacred lotus)
Lineage: Eukaryota; Viridiplantae; Streptophyta; Magnoliopsida; Proteales; Nelumbonaceae
Product: RNA-binding (RRM/RBD/RNP motifs) family protein
Molecular function (GO): RNA binding
Source: RefSeq, a predicted model, not a curated record